Messenger RNA from Schizosaccharomyces japonicus yFS275, 102 nucleotides. RefSeq names its product oligosaccharyltransferase subunit Ost4. The transcript has a single exon. Lineage: Eukaryota; Fungi; Ascomycota; Schizosaccharomycetes; Schizosaccharomycetales; Schizosaccharomycetaceae. The record is from RefSeq and is a predicted model, not a curated record. The coding region runs from base 1 to 102 and encodes 33 amino acids. Gene Ontology annotation, cellular component: endoplasmic reticulum membrane.
AUGAUCACAGACGACCAGCUUUAUCAGUUUGUUACUACCCUUGGCGUGUUGAUGUUUGCAUUAAUCGUCCUAUACAGUUACUUGGGACGCCAACGUUCUUAA